This is a messenger RNA of Salpingoeca rosetta, 1617 nucleotides long. RefSeq lists its product as uncharacterized. The record is from RefSeq and is a predicted model, not a curated record. The transcript has 3 exons. Bases 1 to 1404 code for a protein of 467 amino acids. Lineage: Eukaryota; Choanoflagellata; Craspedida; Salpingoecidae.
AUGCGCGUGUUGGUGUUUGCGGUGGCGUCGUGCCUGCUGCUUGCUGCGGGCUCGAUGGCUGCCGAUUAUCAGCGGCACGAGUACACGACGGCUUAUCAGCCCAAGCACCAGGACUACACGACCAAGCACAUGGAGUACACCACGGCUUACGAGGCACCCAAGCAGGAGUACACGACCGCCUACGUCGCGCCCAAGCAGGAGUACACCACGGCUUACGAGGCACCCAAGCAGGAGUACACCACCGCUUACGAGGCACCCAAGCAGGAGUACACCACGGCUUACGAGGCACCCAAGCAGGAGUACACGACCGCCUACGUCGCACCCAAGCAGGAGUACACCACGAAGCACAUGGAGUACACCACCGCCUACGAGGCACCCAAGCAGGAGUACACCACCGCUUAUGAGGCACCCAAGCAGGAGUACACCACCAAGCACAUGGAGUACACCACGGCUUAUGAGGCACCCAAGAAGGCUUACACGACCGCCUACGAGGCACCCAAGCACCAGGAGUACACCACGGCUUACGAGGCACCCAAGCAGGAGUACACGACCAAGCACAUGGAGUACACCACAGCUUACGAGGCACCCAAGCACCAGGAGUACACCACGGCUUACGAGGCACCCAAGCAGGAGUACACCACGGCUUAUGAGGCACCCAAGAAGGCUUACACCACUGCCUACGUCGCACCCAAGCAGGAGUACACCACCAAGCACCAGGAGUACACCACUGCCUACGAGGCACCAAAGCACCAGGAGUACACCACUAAGCCCGCCUACCCACGCUACACCCAGCACCAGGAGUACACCACACGCCCCGUCUACACCACGCAGCCACCCGUCUACACCACACAGCCACCCGUGUACACCACAGAGGCCGUGUACACCACACGCCCCGUGUACACCACCAAGCCACCCGUGUACACCACCAAGCCACCAGUCUACACGACCAAGCACCAGGAGUACACGACGGCCUACGAGGCGCCAAAGAACGAGUACACGACGAAGGACGCCUACGCCUACGCCGACAACAACUCUGGCGCCUCUGGUGCUGGUGAUGCCGCUGCAGGCCUCUCUGCGGGCGCCAUUGCCGGCAUUGUGGUUGGCGCGCUGCUGCUUGUCGGCGCCGUUGUUGGUGGCGUCUUCUUCGCCAAGCACCGCGCCAACGCCUCUUCCUCCUCCUCCGCCGCCGUCGACCAUGACCGGUUUUUGGAACUGCCGAAGCAUCCGCAGACCACACCCCCCGGCCACAGCGGCCAGCGCAGCAAUGACAGCAACAACGGCACUGCUGCCACCGCCGCUGCCACCGCCACCACCGACAACGAUGAGGGACAGCCACGCAGCGCCCCAGUGACCUCACGAAGCCCCGGUGGCCCGGCCGCAACAGAGCCCCCUGCAACUGUCUAAGCGACAGUCGCAGCACUACACAUGAGCCUCGCACCGAGGCACUUGGUUUCUAUCUAUCUAUCUAUUGAUUCACUUUUCUUUCUGUCUAUGAGGCGCGUGCUCUCACACACAUUCACCCAUACGCACCGCUGCCCUUUGUUUUGCCGCAAUUGCCUUCCCCAUCUUUGAGCGCUGGGAGCAGUGUAAGAUUUCAGCGAGUUUUCCCCAAUAAAC